AACCUUUUGUAAUAGGAAAAGACUUGUAAAAGGACUCAAAAGUUUAAAAAGAAAAAAGUUGGAUCCAGCCAAAUUCCAGCUCCAAUUUGUAACUCACUGCUUCAGGCAUUUCUGGCACAAUUUUUUCCACCUUUAUUUCAACUUUAAGACUCCACAGAAAGAAGCAUAUUCCUGAGUCAAAUAGUUCUGUCCAUAUAGAAUUUGUGAAGUGAGAGUCCAACCUUUCAUUUUCAAUUUUCAAAGAUGCCUCGUGGAACACUUGAAGUUGUUCUGAUCAGCGCCAAAGGAAUCGAUGACAAUGAUUUUCUCUCCAGCAUAGAUCCUUAUGUGAUUCUCACAUACAGGGCACAGGAGAAAAAGAGCACUGUGCAAGAAGAUGCUGGAUCCAAGCCACAAUGGAAUGAGAGCUUUCUUUUCACUGUCUCUGACAGUGCUUCUGAACUUAAUCUGAAGAUAAUGGAUAAAGACAACUUUAGUCAAGAUGAUUGUCUUGGCGAGGCAACCAUUCAUUUAGAUCCAGUGUUUGAAGCCGGUAGCAUUCCAGAAACUGCUUACAAGGUUGUGAAGGACGAAGAAUAUUGUGGUGAGAUUAAGGUGGCUCUCACUUUCACUGCUGAGAGAAAUGAGGAGCAGGGUUAUGAUGCACCUGAAGAGAGCUAUGGUGGAUGGAAAGAAUCCAGUGGGGAAUAUUAAAGUGAAAGAAGAAUUUACAUACUUCAAUGGCCAGACUUACCUUUAUAAUGAAAAAUAAGCAGUUUUGGUGUCACUUUUAGGCAAUUUCCAUUAUUGUGUUUUCUGGUGUGAAGAUCCAAUAGUGUUGUGCUUUUAGGUUGCAUUCCUCCCUUUGGAUAUUAAAGUACAUUAUGCUUGAUAUAUUAUCUUUUAUGCGUCAGUUAAACAUUAGAAGAGCAGUGCUAUUUUAUUUUGUUUGAAGUUAUUA
This is a messenger RNA of Glycine soja, 940 nucleotides long. Its product is annotated as C2 domain-containing protein At1g63220-like. The record is from RefSeq and is a predicted model, not a curated record. The transcript is spliced from 5 exons. NCBI's taxonomy places the organism in Eukaryota, Viridiplantae, Streptophyta, Magnoliopsida, Fabales, Fabaceae. Bases 244 to 693 code for a protein of 149 amino acids.